This is a messenger RNA of Cyphellophora attinorum, 1527 nucleotides long. Its product is annotated as General alpha-glucoside permease. NCBI's taxonomy places the organism in Eukaryota, Fungi, Ascomycota, Eurotiomycetes, Chaetothyriales, Cyphellophoraceae. Bases 1 to 1527 code for a protein of 508 amino acids. Gene Ontology annotation, molecular function: carbohydrate:proton symporter activity. The record is from RefSeq and is a predicted model, not a curated record. The transcript has 6 exons. Gene Ontology annotation, biological process: transmembrane transport; carbohydrate transport. Gene Ontology annotation, cellular component: membrane.
AUGUCUGAUACAAAGAUGACUGACGUCCAGGUCGAGGAGGCUCGGUCCAAGGGACUCAACGGCGAGAAGCUCACCAUCGAGGACGUCGCCAAUGCAAAGGAUGCAACCGAUAACGAGCACAAGCUUACCGCCCGCCAGGGCUUGAAGGCAUACAAGAAGGCCAUCUUCUGGUCUGUGGUCUUCUCCAUGUGCAUCGUCAUGGAUGGCUACGACAUUGGCUUCACCGGAACACUCUUCGCCCAGCCGGCAUUCCAGAAGGAGUUUGGCACUCCAUACAAGGACGGCUACGAGAUCUCAGCUGCAUGGCAGAGCGGCAUGAAAGCUUCCCUCAAGAUCGGACACAUCAUUGGCGUCUUCCUGGAUGGGUGGUUUUCGGAGGUGAUUGGAAGAAAGAAGGUGUCGUUGAUCACGCUCGCCUCCCUUGCUGGCCUGAUCUUCUGGCAAUUCUAUUCGACAAGUCUAAUCAGCUUUCUCUUUGCCCGCAUGGUGGCAGGAAUUCCGCUAGGUGUCUUCCAAGCCGCUGCCAACACAUAUGCUGCCGAGAUCUGCCCGGUAGUUUUGCGCGCGUAUCUUACGACCUAUGUGUGCUUGUGUUGGGUCAUGGGACAAUUUAUCUGCGCCGGAGUUACCUACCAGCUGUCUAGCAGGUCUGACCCAUGGGGAUGGCGCAUCAUCAUCGCAGUCCAGUGGGCUUGGAUCCCUCCUCUGUUCGGUCUGCUUUGCUUCGCUCCAGACUCGCCAUGGUGGCUCGUUCGCAAAGGCCGAUAUGAAGAUGCGAAGAAAGCUAUCCGCAGACUCACUGACGGCUCCAUCAACGAGGAGAAUCAGGUAGCCAUGAUGAAGAGAACCACGGAGAUCGAAAUCGAGACCAGGACAGGGAGCUCGUAUCUGGCAUGCUUCAAAGGCACAAAUCUUCGCCGAACGGAGAUCGCCUGUGUCGUCUGGGGCAUCCAAGCAGGGAUCGGCAAUCCUCUCCAGAGUUAUACCACGUACUUCUUCAAACAAGCCGGUCUAUCAACAUCCGAUGCCUUCAAAUUCAACAUCGGGAACAACGCGACUUCCUUUGUCGGAACUAUGCUGGCCUGGCCUCUGCUCUUCUAUUUUGGUCGUCGAACGGUUUUCAUGGGUGGCUUGAGCGUCAUGACCGUUCUUUACUUCGCCAUCGCAACCGUCUAUCCGAUUGUCGGCGAAAGUGGAUCAACCAGACUUCGUGGCAAGACUGUCGCGCUCGCCCGGAACUUUUACUCCCUGAUCUCGAUUGUAUCGGGAGUAUUGGUCCCAUACAUGCUGUCGCCUACUGCAUGGAACUGGUCCGCCAAAGCAGGCUUCUUCUUUGGCGGCAUUGCCUGUCUGUGUCUGGUUUGGGUCUACUUCCGCUUGCCAGAGAUGAAGGGUCGAACGUAUGAGGAACUCGAUAUUCUUUUCGAGCGUCGGAUAAGCGCGAGAAAAUUCAAGUCAGAGCAUGUUGAUGCGUACUCUGAUUACAAUCAGCUGGUUGGGGAGAAGGCAGCUGCGAGGGCGGAGUGA